AUGAGCGCUUCGGAAUUCCUAGAAUCGUCCCCAAUUUCUAUCGAUGAUGUCCCAAUUGACUUCGAACUCCCAGUGCCUUCCACGCCUGCUUCUUCUGCCGAGAGCUCAUUGACGCCGUUCUCCCCGCCGCCGACGACAUUGCCCACUCCUGAUAAGUACGAUACGCGUCUUUGGGGACAUUUUCCGGGUUGGGUAUGGUCAGAAAGAAGCAAAGACAACUACUCAUGGGCUUGGGAAUAUGGAUACGACAUACAACAUGACGACGAGCGCAGAUGGGUCUGCAAGCCGUGUAUUCAGAAGAACGACCCCAGACCUAAGAAUUUCGUUGCUAUUGGCCUUCAGAAUGCGCUGAAUCACUUAUACAAGGAUCACGGAAUAUCUGCACCAGAUAACAAGACAAAGUCCGGCUUGCAAAAGAAAGCCGAGGAGAAGCCAGGGAGCAAGAGGCCAAGAUCGAUUGUGGAUAUAUGGAAGCUCGACCCUUUAAGACCUCGAGAACAGGCGAUUGCCAACUCUAUGAUACGCGGAUUUAAUCGAAAUCACUUUCAACGUCUCCUGAUCGAGUGGAUAGUCGACACGAAUCAGCCCUUUAGUAUCACGAACGCCAACAUCUCUGAUACCACAGUUCGCGCGCUCAUCAACUCCGAAUUUAAAAAGCACAAGGCGCGCGUCAUUGAAGCCCUGCGAAAGAGCCCCGGCUUAAUACACGUCAGCUUUGACGGAUGGAGGGCGCGGAAUCGACACUCAUUAUACGGUAUCGUGUGCUUCUUCAGGGACGAGAAUAGCAAGCCCCACAAGGUCGCUCUGGGGGUCCCCGAAGUCCGCAGACAUUCGGGGAACAACAUUGCAACAGAAGUCCUUUAUACCAUCGAGGCUUUUGGCAUCGAGGAGAAUAUUGGGUAUUUUACCCUUGAUAAUGCAGAAUGGGCGAGAACAACGCACAGCACCUAUAAGAAGAGCUAA
Molecule: messenger RNA, 963 nt
Organism: Pochonia chlamydosporia 170
Lineage: Eukaryota; Fungi; Ascomycota; Sordariomycetes; Hypocreales; Clavicipitaceae
Exons: 2
Coding region: 1-963 (320 amino acids)
Source: RefSeq, a predicted model, not a curated record